Molecule: messenger RNA, 1005 nt
Organism: Ctenocephalides felis (cat flea)
Lineage: Eukaryota; Metazoa; Arthropoda; Insecta; Siphonaptera; Pulicidae
Product: protein FAM8A1
Exons: 4
Coding region: 34-921 (295 amino acids)
Source: RefSeq, a predicted model, not a curated record
UGAUAAAAUAUAGAAAAUAAACAUUAGAGAAAUAUGGAGAAAGGCGAAAAUAAUAAUAAAGAAUUUAAACAUAAAACAGAACCUAGCAUAUUGAAUGACAAUAACAUUAUGUCUAAACAAGAGUAUUUUCAAGCCUUAGAUAAAUGGUUGAACCAGAUGAAAUUUGUUGAACGUAUAAAUAAUUGUUUCCCUUAUUAUUUGAUGGCAACUUACCCUCAGAUGUUUACUAACAAUAACAUUGAUUCUUCGGUAAAUGGCCCUCAUCCGGCAAAUCUACCCCGUCAAACUGAACGACCCAACAAUGAUCAACAAGGCAGUGACUUUGAAAUUAUUAGCCGUCUUGGAGGAGUUGAAUAUGUUAUACCACCAGUCUGGAAAAGAUUAGUGGCAGAAUUAAUAGACUUUUUGAUAUUGUUUUUUAUAAAGUUAUCUUUGAUAUAUAUUCUUGUAGAUAUGUUCAACAUUAUUGACUUUGAAAAUUUUGAUAUGUCUAAUAUUCGAGAAAGACUUAAACCUGAUUAUUCCAAUGUAAUAAACAUUACAUCUGAUUUAAUUCUUCUUGAAUGUUUAAAUAGAAUUACCGUUUGUAUAUUUGAGGCAAUAUAUUUACAAAGAGGUGCCAACGGAAGUAUUGGUGGUGCCACACCAGGCAAAAGUGUAAUGGGAUUGCGAGUGAUAUAUGCCACAGCAUUUGUACCAAUACCAGGAAGGGAUGUAGAAACUGUUCUGGUACAUCCAGCAGAAAAUUUAGGAGUUCUUGUAUCUCUUGCUCGAUCCAUUGUGAAAAAUUUGUUACUAGCUAUGUUAUUUCCAAUGUUUUUUGUGAUAUUUUUUUUUAGUUAUAAUCGUACAUGUUAUGACAUGCUGUGCCACUCUUUGGUAGUAGAAUACAAUAGAGAGCAUAUACGCAGACGCCCUUAAAGAUAUGUAGGAUUUUUUUAUCAUUGUGAUACAAAUACAAAAAUUUCUGUAUUAAGAAUGACAAUUUUUAAUAUUUAAUAAAAA